Messenger RNA from Prunus avium (sweet cherry), 2430 nucleotides. RefSeq names its product putative receptor protein kinase ZmPK1. NCBI's taxonomy places the organism in Eukaryota, Viridiplantae, Streptophyta, Magnoliopsida, Rosales, Rosaceae. The record is from RefSeq and is a predicted model, not a curated record. Gene Ontology annotation, molecular function: ATP binding; protein serine/threonine kinase activity. Gene Ontology annotation, biological process: protein phosphorylation; recognition of pollen.
AUGGCUGGGACAUGCUUCUUCCUUAUCCUUCUUUCUCUGGCACUAUUUUCUCCUUUGGCAGUUUCAUCAGCAUCCUAUACUGAUUUGAGCGCAGGCUCAUCUCUUUCAGUGGAAAACCCAGCUGAUACCUUGACUUCAUCAAAUGGCAUGUUUUCAGCUGGUUUUUUUCAAGUGGGUGAAAAUGCAUAUUCCUUUGCAAUAUGGUUCACAGAGCCAUCCCCAACUCACAACCUCACUGUGGUUUGGAUGUCGAACCGUGACCAGCCGGUCAACGGUAGGGGCUCCAAGCUCAUCUUGCAAAAGGAUGGUAAUCUUAUUCUAACAGAUGCUGGCAAAUCCACCAUCUGGUCUUCCAACACUGUUUCCAAUUCAUUCACCAAAUUAAUUCUGCAUGACAAUGGCAAUCUUGUCCUCCUCACUCUGCAAGGUCUUGCGUUGUGGGAAAGCUUUGCUUCACCAACAAACACCCUUUUACCUCAACAACCACUCACCAGAAACACAAAGCUUAUCUCUUCAAGAAGCCUCACCAACUAUUCCUCUGGCUUCUACUCUUUUUAUUUCGACAAUGACAACACUCUCCGCAUUCUCUACAGUGGCCCAGAGCUUUCGAGCAUUUACUGGCCUGACCCUUGGCGUACAAGCUGGGAAGCUGGGAGGUCCACAUACAACAACUCUAGAAUUGCCAUGUUUGAUCAUUUGGGCAGUCUAAGUGCAUCAGACAAUUUUAGCAUUUCGUCCGUGGAUUAUGGUGCAAAGUUGCAGAGAAUACUAAAGAUGGAUGCUGAUGGUAAUGUCCGAUUAUACAGCCGAACACAGCAAGGAGCUACAUGGGUUGUUUCAUGGCAAGCCAUUUCUGUAACAUGCAAAAUUCAUGGAAUUUGCGGGGCUAAUAGUUGGUGCAGCCAUGUCCCUAGUUUUGGUAGGAAAUGCUCAUGUCUCCCAGGAUAUGAGAUGAGGAACAAAGUUGAUUGGUCUUAUGGGUGUCAACCUCAACCUGCAGGUGAUCAUUUCAACCUGUCCUGGUCGUGUACUGGUACUAGUACCGCUGCUCGGUAUGUGUUCGGUUUUAUGCAUCUUCCUCAUGUCGAAUUCUAUGGCUAUGAUUACGGGUUCUAUUCAAACUACACCUUAGAAAGGUGCAAAGUUUUGUGCUUGGAAUUGUGCAACUGCGCAGGGUUCCAAUACAAAUAUGCCCCCUGGGAUGGUAUUCAUAAUUGUUUCCCUAAGGUUCAAUUGGAAAAUGGACGCCGCACGCCUGGUUUUGAUGGAGACCUCUACUUGAAACUACCCAAAUCCAUCCUUUCCUCCUAUAAUGCUUCAGCUGAAGAAUCCAAUUAUGCGUGCUCAGACAAACUCACAAGACCACUUGACAGAACGUACGAAAAAAGUGGUCCAAAUGGUUCUGUCAAGUUUAUGCUUAAAUUGGCAUCUGGGCUGGGAGGAGCUGAGAUUGUUUGUGUCUUUCUUGUUUGGUAUUUUGUGAGUAGAAGAACUGGCCGAGAGCGAGAAGAUUCAGAAGUGGUUAUGCACGGAUACCUUCAUGCUGCAACUGGAUUUAGAAGAUUUAGUUACUCGGAAUUGAAAAAGGCCACACGAGGUUUCAUAGAAGUGAUUGGAAGAGGUGGGGGAGGAACUGUAUACAAAGGCUUAUUAUCUGAUCAAAGAGUUGCAGCAAUCAAACAACUGAAUGGUGCUAACCAGGGGGAAGCCGAGUUCCUGGCAGAAGUGAGCCUCAUAGGGAAGUUGUACCACAUGAAUUUGAUAGAGAUGUGGGGAUAUUGUGUGGAAGGAAAGCAUCGGCUCUUGGUGUAUGAGUAUAUGGAGCAUGGUUCCUUGGCAGAAAAGUUAUCUUCCAAUGGGCUUGAUUGGAAGCAAAAGUUUGAAAUUGCUGUGGGGACAGCGAAAGGUCUGGCUUAUUUACAUGAAGAAUGCUUGGAAUGGGUUUUGCACUGUGAUAUAAAGCCUCAGAACAUACUUCUACACUCUAAUUAUAAUCCGAAGGUUGCAGAUUUUGGACUUUCCAAGCUACUAAACAGAGGUGAGCAGAGCAAUUUCAGCUUUUCAAGGGUCAGGGGAACCAGAGGUUACGUGGCGCCAGAGUGGGUUCAGAAUAUACGCAUCACUUCCAAAGCAGAUGUUUACAGCUAUGGAAUUGUGGUGUUGGAGAUGCUGACUGGAAAGAGCCCAGCAGAAAGUGUUCAAGCAAUAGAAGGUGGAGAGGAGACGCAUGAAAAGAUGAUGGUUACAUGGGUGAGGGAGAAGAUGAACGGAGCAUUUGCAAAUGCAGAGAGCCAAAAGGGAGAUGAUUAUGAACAGGAUAGACUUGAAAUUCUUGUGAAAGUGGCUCUUCAAUGCUUAGAGGAAGACAAAGAUGCAAGACCCAACAUGAGUCAAGUUGUUGAGAUGCUUCUACAUCAUGAAAACAAUUGA